Cadophora gregata is the source of this 1387-nucleotide messenger RNA. RefSeq lists its product as uncharacterized. The coding region runs from base 99 to 1322 and encodes 407 amino acids. Gene Ontology annotation, biological process: phenylacetate catabolic process; fatty acid beta-oxidation. The transcript has 4 exons. Gene Ontology annotation, molecular function: acetyl-CoA C-acyltransferase activity. Gene Ontology annotation, cellular component: peroxisome. The record is from RefSeq and is a predicted model, not a curated record. NCBI's taxonomy places the organism in Eukaryota, Fungi, Ascomycota, Leotiomycetes, Helotiales, Ploettnerulaceae.
UUGCAUGAGAGUAGGAGUUCAAAUUCGUGCUUCUAGGCAGAUCUGGAAUCUGGUUGGGAUUUGGCCUCUUAUCCAAGUUUUUGUAUUUACAUUUCAAAAUGGCAGGACUCAGAACAACAGCGAAGAAACUCACACAGAAAGCAGCAAACGAUGUUGUUGUUUUGGCCGCGGUCAGAAGUCCAGUUACACGAGCUUUCAAAGGAGGCUUCAAAGAUGCGUGGCCAGAAGAUAUCUUAGGUCCAGUAAUGAGCGAAUCCGUCCGACGAGCCAACAUCCAACCCAGCGACGUCAACGACGUUCUAAUCGGCAACGUCCUCGCAGAACUCGGUUUCGCCAAAACAGGCCGCAUGUGCCUAAACCACGCCGGAUUCCCCAACAGCACAACAUUCCACACCGUCAACAGACAAUGCUCCAGCAGUCUCCAGGCCAUCACUCACCUCUCGCACGCCAUCAUGGCUGGCCAGAUCGACGUCGCACUAGCAGGUGGCGUGGAGAGUAUGUCGAGGAAUUACGGCUCGAGAGGUGUGCCGCAAGAUGUUUCCCCAAGGUUGAGGAAUUCGAGUGUUAAGGAUGCAAGGGAUUGUUUGUUGCCGAUGGGGAUCACGAGUGAGAAUGUGGCGGAGAGGUAUGGGAUUGGGAGGAGGGAGCAGGAUGAGUUUGCUUUGGAGAGUCAUAGGCGAGCGUUGGAGGCGAGGGAGAGUGGGUAUUUUGAUAAAGAGAUUGUUCCAGUCACGGUAAUGACGAAGAAUGCUGAGAUGGGCGAGGAGAGUGAGAUUACUGUUUCGAAGGACGAUGGGAUUAGAAGUGGAUUGACAUUGGAGAAACUAUCUGCACUGAAACCUGUCUUCAAGCCUGAUGGAAAAAGUACAGCUGGAAACUCUUCUCAAAUGUCAGACGGAGCAUCAGCAACCAUCUUAGCUCGCCGCUCCUGGGCAGAAGAGCGAGGUCUCAAACCACUUGGACGAUUCGUCGGCACCAAAGUAGCAGGCUGUGCACCAGACGAGAUGGGCAUCUCCCCAGUUUUUGCCAUACCAGAGCUAUUCAAAUACACUGGUAUUGACAAAAAAGAUGUCGAUAUCUGCGAAUUGAACGAAGCGUUCGCUAGUCAGAGUUUGUACUGCAUUCAGAAAUUGGGACUGGAUAUGGAGAAGGUCAACCCAAAUGGUGGCGCCAUUGCCAUUGGACAUCCAACUGGGGCUACGGGAGCGAGACAAGCAGCUACGCUAUUCAGCGAAUUGUUAAGGAGAGAUAAAGAGGUUGGGGUUAUUAGCAUGUGUGCAAGUACUGGACUUGGGGUUGCCUCAUUGUUCAUUCGAGAAUAGGAUAUUGAUCAUGAUGAAAGCUUGGGAACGAGAUAGAUCAAUUAAUACCAUUCAAAAAGAGUUCC